AUGGAGUACACAACCGUUGCAAUUCUCGCUGCGCUAUAUAUCGCUGUCCGUCUGUUCUUUAAGUCGCGCAACUCAGGCCCAGCAACCAUCAUGUCUCACGGAAAAGUCACCGAGAUCGACAACCAAGUCAUCUUCAAAGCCCUCACCUCCUCCGGCCCCGUCGUCGUUGACUUCUUCGCAACCUGGUGUGGACCUUGCAAGGCUGUCGCUCCCGUUGUCGGAAAGCUGAGCGAGCAGUACCAAAAUGUUCGUUUUAUCCAGGUCGAUGUGGACAAGCUGCAAGGUGUCGCGAAGGAACUGAGCGUGAACGCUAUGCCCACCUUUGUGGUAUUCAAGGAUGGCAAAGAGGUCAACCGCGUUGUUGGCGGUGACAUGAAGAAACUCGAGGCACAGAUUAAGGAGAUCUCGGCAUAG
This is a messenger RNA of Penicillium concentricum, 414 nucleotides long. RefSeq names its product thioredoxin family protein. NCBI's taxonomy places the organism in Eukaryota, Fungi, Ascomycota, Eurotiomycetes, Eurotiales, Aspergillaceae. The coding region runs from base 1 to 414 and encodes 137 amino acids. The record is from RefSeq and is a predicted model, not a curated record. The transcript is spliced from 3 exons.